Messenger RNA from Moneuplotes crassus, 1788 nucleotides. NCBI's taxonomy places the organism in Eukaryota, Ciliophora, Spirotrichea, Euplotida, Euplotidae. The record is from the annotation of a GenBank genome assembly.
AUGGAAAUCCAAACUAAAUUCCAAGACAAAUGUAUCGAGAUUCUGGAGGAGUGUGAACAAUUUGACCUCCUUGAGAAAUUUGAAAAUGCUACUGAAGAAGAAAAAGACUCACUUGCACAACAAAUUGUUAAGCUUGAUUUCGAUUUCAAGGGUGGUCUUGCUGAAUACUGUGAAAGAGCAAGAGACCUUCUGAACGACUCAAAGAUGGGAGUUAACCCAUUCGGAGGAUUCGUUCCUUCAGUUCCAACUGGAAUCAACGUAGAAGCAAACUCAAAAGAAUUCCACCAACUUGAAGCAACUGGAAUGGAAAAUAUGCAAGAUGCAUGCUUUGUUUUAGUCGCUGGUGGAUUAGGAGAGCGACUUGGUUACUCAUCAAUUAAGGUCGGACUACCUCUCACCCUUCUUGACAAGGAGCUAUGCUACCUUAAAUUCUACUGUGAGUAUAUCAAAGCCUUUGAAUCACGUGUCAUUAGAAACGUUGAUGAAGAGAAGAGAGAAGGCUUCCAUAUCCCACUCUGUAUAAUGACUUCAGGAGACACUCAUGAGAAAACACUAUCUUUGUUAGAAGAAAAAGAAUAUUUUGGGCUUACCAAAGACCAGGUCACUGUUGUUAAGCAAGAAAAGGUUCCAGCCUUGAUUGAUAAUAACUCCAACUUCAGUGUAGCUAAGGAUAAACUUGAAAUCGAGACCAAGCCCCAUGGUCAUGGAGACGUCCACACAUUGUUGCACCAACAUGGAGUCAUCCAAAAAUGGGCUAAAAUGGACAAAAGAUGGGUUGUUUUCUUCCAAGAUACCAAUGCUCUUGUCUUCAGAGCUAUCCCAUCAGCCUUGGGAGUGAGUGUGAAGAGAGAUUUCGAUGUCAACAGUAUCUGUGUUCCAAGAAAGCCAGGAGAGGCAAUGGGAGGAAUUGCAACUCUAACCAAUGAAGCUGUUAAUCAGAAAAUUACCAUCAAUGUUGAGUAUAACCAACUCGACCCACUUCUGAGAGCCUCUUGGAACAAAGAUGGAGAUGUUGCAGAUGAAAAUGGAUACAGUUUCUUCCCAGGAAACACAAACGUCAUUGUAAUGAAAGUAUCCACUUAUUUGGAUACACUAGAUAAGACUCAGGGACUUAUCCCAGAAUUUGUUAAUCCUAAAUAUAAGGAUGAAUCUAAAGAAGUCUUCAAGUCUGCCACUAGACUUGAGUGCAUGAUGCAAGACUUUCCUAAGCUCCUUGAUAAGACCUCCAAGGUAGGCUUCUCCUGCUAUGAGAAAUGGUUCUGUUUCUCUGCUGUGAAGAACAACAUUGUCGAUGCUGCCGUAAAAUUCGACAAAGGUUUGAGCCCCGAAUGUGGUGCAACAGGUGAAUAUGAUAUUUUUGAAUGAAAUGCUAAGAUUCUCAAGAUGGUAGGAGUUGAAUUCGAGGACACUGUUGAAGAAGAUAUUAAAGAUUUCCAAGGCAUUAGAGUGAAAGACGGUGCUAAGGUUUUCCUUCAUCCUUCAUUUGGAGUAACCAUCAAAGAAAUUAGAGAUAAGAUCACCGGAGAAAAUUAUAUCUCCAAGAAAUCAAUGCUUUGGUUACAAGGUGAAGAAACAACAAUUCAUAACCUUCACUUAGAUUCCACCCUUGUUACUUCUUCAUUCCCUCAAACGCUUGAGGGUGAGUACAAGGAUCAGAAAUAUAUCGACUACGUUCCUUUGAGCCCAACUGAUGAAGAUUUCGAAAAUCUUGAUGAGGUUAUUAAAAUCAGAGGAUUCAAAUUAUGCCCUCCAGAAAAUUUUGAUGAACUCAAUAUUAUUUCUAACUAA